GUUUCGAGUUUAAAGCCACAAAGAAGUGACAACGUUUCAAAAGGCAAGCCACCAACAAGGAUUAAAGUUGUAUUUACAAGUGUUCAAAGGAUUAAAGUUGUCUUUAUAAAUUCACCAAAUGGAUAUCAAAUAUUUUGGACUGUUGCAGCUUAUUGGCUUGUUGUUUUUAGUGAGCUUGGCAGCAGCCAUUCCCAAGUACGAAGGCAAGCAAAAAGCUUAUGGCGAAAAAUCGCAAUGGAGUCGAUCAUAUUUGAAUGAAAACAAGACGCAAUUCAGCGAACCGCAGACUGCCUCAACAAAAGACAGAUUGGAGCGACUCGGCUAUACGACUGGCUAUGGAAGUUUGAAUGGUUAUCCAGGUGGCACUGGACUUUCUGCAUAUAAUCCCAUCAAAUUGGAUCUGGGCGGAGUAGUGCUGGGCACCCUGGUGGGCAUUGGUGCCAUCAUUCUCAUACCCAAGAUAUUGUCAGCUUUCCAUGGCGGUUACGGUGGCUACGGACGCAGUGAUGACCAAAAUGAUCUGGCAUCCAUUAGUAGUAUGAUAAACAAAAUUGAUGAUGUACUGGGACAAAACAACAUUGACUCGACUAGUUGCAUGCAACGCGCCGUCUGUGGCUAUGUUCGAUCGACGGAGAAGAACAUGAAGACCGGAAUAUCGGAUCAAAUGGACGAAUUCAUUCAUAUGCUCUCCGAAAAUUCCCUCGUAGACUAUCUAUUGGAUGGCACUGCGAUAAAGGAGGCAUUGGAGCAUGGAAAGGAAUUAAAUAGUAGACCUUGCGAAGAACUCUACCAAUCGUGUCCUUUGGACAGUACAUCGGCAACUAAUAUUCUCAUGAAAUUAUUGCCCAAGAAAAGCAAAAGUUCUAAAUCUAGUUCUACAGAUGCAACCGACAAAAAUAAUUAAUUAAAAUUUAUUCGCAUUAAUCAACGAUGAAAAUACAUAUUUAAAAGGAUAUUUGACUUGAUCCAAAUUCAUAAUCAGCUGAAUACAUUAACUAUUUUUAAAGUUUAUACUUUGUGACUGACCAAAUCCGUUUAUUAUAUUUGAUAUAAUAUUUUACAACAAAUAAA
This is a messenger RNA of Drosophila albomicans, 1071 nucleotides long. RefSeq lists its product as uncharacterized. The record is from RefSeq and is a predicted model, not a curated record. NCBI's taxonomy places the organism in Eukaryota, Metazoa, Arthropoda, Insecta, Diptera, Drosophilidae. Bases 119 to 904 code for a protein of 261 amino acids. The transcript has 5 exons.